Messenger RNA from Sordaria macrospora k-hell, 393 nucleotides. RefSeq lists its product as uncharacterized. Gene Ontology annotation, biological process: vesicle-mediated transport. The record is from RefSeq and is a predicted model, not a curated record. Lineage: Eukaryota; Fungi; Ascomycota; Sordariomycetes; Sordariales; Sordariaceae. Gene Ontology annotation, cellular component: Golgi membrane.
AUGGACCUCUCAUACUCUUUUCGCAUCGUCAAUCUCGCGGUUGCGGUGCUCAUGAUCUUGGGCGGUAUCUCCCAGUUCUUCCCUCUUGGAAUUCAAUCAACCAUCCUCGGAUGCUACGUUAUUCUUUUCGGCGUCUCCACCGGUCUCCUGGAGUUCCAGAUCCCUCACCAAGUCCAGCGCUAUGCAUCUUUCAUGUUCUCAUUCCUCGGCCGUGGCGUCUUUUACAUCUUCGUCGGCUGCAUCAUUCCUCAUGGACACUGGGCCACCAUCAUUAUCGGCUCGAUCAUCUUCCUUGUCGGUGCUGCCUAUGUCGGCCUCGAAUUCGUGCCCUCGAUCGAGCCCCCUGCGAGCAUGCGCGAGGUGGAUGCGGGCUGGGGUGCUGAGCAGGUGUAA